AUGUCUUACCAAGAGCAGCAGUGCAAGCAGCCCUGCCAGCCUCCUCCUCCUUGUCCUCCUCCAAAGUGCCCAGAGCCUUGUCCUCCUCCAAAGUGCCCAGAGCCCUGUCCUCCUCCAAAGUGCCCAGAGCCUUGUCCUCCUCCACAGUGCCCAGAGCCAUGCCAACAGAAAUGCCCUCCUGUGCAACCUCCUUCACCCUGCCAGCAGAAGUGCCCACCCAAGAGCAAGUGA
Messenger RNA from Arvicola amphibius (Eurasian water vole), 231 nucleotides. Its product is annotated as small proline-rich protein 2G. NCBI's taxonomy places the organism in Eukaryota, Metazoa, Chordata, Mammalia, Rodentia, Cricetidae. The record is from RefSeq and is a predicted model, not a curated record. Gene Ontology annotation, cellular component: cornified envelope. The transcript has 2 exons. Bases 1 to 231 code for a protein of 76 amino acids.